GGCUGCAGUUGCUGAAAAGGUUUAGUGGAAGAAAUGUUUGCUUGCAUUUUUUUCCAGUGAUUUUUUUUUAUGUAGUUUUCUUUUGAAUAUCUAGACUAUAGCAAUCAAGGAGAAGCAUAUUUAAAUUUAUAUCGGUGAAACCUCUGUGCAGCAUUUCAUCAGAUGAUUCACUGUCAAGCUCCUAUCUUGGAAAGAGGGAUUAAUGAAAUAGCAUGUGAAGCAGCAGUGAACUCUUACGGAGUAAGCCCUGACAUCUUCCACGGUGUUUUGUGGGAUAAUUUCAAGUUCUUCAGAUACAGAUUACAUAAAGAAGAUUGUAGGGCACGUGAUACAUUCCCGUUUCUUGUACUUCAGAUAGUAGGAAAAUUGCUACCUCUAAGAAUGGAUCCUGAAGAGAUCUUUUCACAGCUAUAACUUUUCAUCUGUGGUUUUUACCUCACAACUUUUUUUAAUGUCAGUUUUUUAUUCAUAUAGGCAGCUUAAAAUAAUUUUCAAUAAACUGCUUUAUGUAUAAAAUACUGUAAUGUCAGAGUAAUGGAUUGCCUGUGCAUUGUGACCACAAAGAAAUACCGGUAUCAGGAUGAAGACAUACCUCCUCAAGAACACAUUUCCCCACAAAUCACGAAUGAAGUGAUAGGUCCAGAAUUGGUGCAUGUCUCCGAGAAGAACCUGUCAGAAAUUGAAAAUGUCCAUGGAUAUGUUUCUCAUUCUCAUAUUUCACCAAUAAAGCCAACAGAAGCUGUUCCUCCCUCUCCUCCCACUGCCCCCGUGAGCCCCGCCCCGCCAGCCCCUGCCGAGAGCACUGUUCUCCUACCCACCGUGCCACAGGCAAAUCCUCCUCCUGUACUGGUCAACACAGAUAGCGUAGAAACUCCGACUUAUGUUAAUGGCACGGAUGCAGAUUAUGAAUAUGAAGAAAUCACACUUGAAAGGGGAAAUUCAGGGCUUGGUUUCAGCAUUGCAGGAGGUAUGGACAACCCACACAUUGGAGAUGACACAAGUAUAUUCAUUACCAAAAUUAUUGCAGGAGGAGCAGCUGCCCAAGAUGGAAGACUGCGGGUAAAUGACUGUAUAUUGCGAGUAAAUGAAGUAGAUGUCCGUGAUGUAACACAUAGCAAAGCAGUUGAAGCAUUGAAAGAAGCAGGCUCCAUUGUACGUUUAUAUGUGAAAAGGCGGAAACCAGUAUCAGAAAAAAUAAUGGAAAUAAAGCUUGUUAAAGGUCCUAAAGGUCUUGGGUUCAGCAUUGCUGGAGGUGUUGGAAAUCAACAUAUUCCUGGGGAUAAUAGCAUCUAUGUCACCAAAAUAAUUGAAGGAGGUGCAGCUCAUAAAGAUGGUAAACUUCAGAUUGGAGAUAAACUUUUAGCUGUGAAUAGUGUUUGUUUAGAAGAAGUUACUCAUGAAGAAGCAGUAACUGCCUUAAAGAACACAUCUGAUUUUGUUUAUUUAAAAGUGGCAAAACCUACAAGUAUGUAUAUGAAUGAUGGGUACGCACCACCUGAUAUCACCAACUCUGCUUCUCAGCACGUUGAUAACCAUGUUAGCCCAUCUUCCUACUUGGGCCAGACACCAGCGUCACCGACCAGGUACUCGCCUGUUUCCAAAGCAAUGCUUGGAGAUGAUGAAAUUACAAGGGAACCUAGAAAAGUUGUUCUCCAUCGUGGCUCAACAGGCCUAGGUUUCAACAUUGUAGGAGGCGAAGAUGGGGAAGGAAUAUUUAUUUCCUUUAUCUUGGCUGGAGGACCUGCUGAUCUUAGUGGUGAACUCAGAAAAGGAGAUCGGAUUAUAUCGGUAAACAGUGUUGACCUCAGAACUGCCAGCCAUGAGCAGGCAGCAGCCGCUCUGAAAAAUGCCGGCCAGGCUGUCACAAUUGUUGCACAGUAUCGACCUGAAGAAUAUAGUCGUUUUGAAGCCAAAAUACAUGAUCUACGGGAGCAAAUGAUGAAUAGUAGCAUUAGUUCAGGAUCAGGAUCUCUUCGAACUAACCAGAAGCGAUCACUCUAUGUCAGAGCCCUUUUUGAUUAUGACAAGACUAAAGACAGUGGUCUUCCCAGUCAAGGAUUGAACUUCAAAUUUGGAGAUAUCCUUCAUGUUAUUAAUGCUUCUGAUGAUGAGUGGUGGCAAGCCAGGCAGGUUACACCAGAUGGCGAGAGUGAUGAAGUUGGGGUAAUUCCCAGCAAACGCAGAGUUGAAAAGAAAGAAAGAGCACGAUUAAAAACAGUGAAGUUCAAUUCCAAGACAAGAGAUAAAGGGCAGUCAUUCAAUGACAAGCGUAAAAAGAACCUCUUUUCCCGAAAAUUCCCCUUCUACAAGAACAAGGACCAGAGUGAGCAGGAAACAAGUGAUGCUGACCAACAUGUAACUUCUAAUGCCAGCGAUAGUGAAAGUAGUUACCUAAUCUUGAUUACAGAUGAGUAUGGCUGCUCAAAAGGUGGUCAAGAAGAAUAUGUCUUGUCUUAUGAACCAGUCAAUCAACAAGAAGUUAAUUAUACUCGACCAGUGAUCAUAUUGGGACCUACAAAAGACAGGAUAAAUGAUGACUUGAUCUCAGAAUUUCCUGACAAAUUCGGAUCAUGUGUUCCUCAUACAACUAGACCAAAACGAGAUUACGAAGUAGAUGGAAGAGAUUAUCAUUUUGUAACUUCAAGAGAACAGAUGGAAAAAGAUAUCCAGGAACAUAAAUUCAUUGAAGCUGGCCAGUAUAACAACCAUCUGUAUGGAACAAGUGUUCAGUCUGUGCGAGAAGUAGCAGAAAAGGGCAAGCACUGUAUCCUCGAUGUGUCUGGAAAUGCCAUAAAGAGACUACAGAUUGCGCAACUUUACCCAAUCUCCAUUUUUAUUAAACCCAAAUCCAUGGAAAAUAUCAUAGAGAUGAAUAAGCGUCUAACAGAAGAACAUGCCAGGAAGACGUUUGAAAGAGCCAUGAAACUGGAACAAGAGUUUACUGAACAUUUCACAGCCAUUGUGCAGGGGGACACGCUGGAGGACAUUUACAACCAAGUGAAGCAGAUCAUAGACGAACAGUCCGGGCCUUACAUCUGGGUUCCAGCGAAAGAGAAGUUAUGAGGACUCCUGUUGCUCUGUUGCUCUUUUCCAAACUUUUUUUUUUUUUUUGGACAGUCUUCGCCCCUGCCUCCUCGAGCCUGUCUUCAGCACUCCCUCAUACAGACUCAGAUCCCUGUCACCACGGUCUGUGGCUGCACUUAGAUUUGAUGUCUAGUGUCCCUUAAGUCACAGCAUCUGCAUUAGUUUCUGUCACUUUGGGUUUGUGGCCAUCUUUCAGAAUAGAAGAUGGAAUGGCCUGACCAGCUAUUAAGAAAUUUGGGGAAAUGGGGAAAUUAUGGUAAAAUUCCUUAAUGUUUAAGGGAAAGUAACUCUAAGAUGUUUUCAGAAAGCUUUAUAUACAUUCUUUUGAAUUUUCAAUAUAAAUGAAAGAAAAGUGGUUUUAAUCAGUGAUUCCGUAAAUUUGAGCAACAAUGCACGCUUAACUUUAAUAGCAUGGUUUGGCCGAUAUAUUAGCUCUCAAGUCCUUUUCUCAAUUGACUUCAGUUACUGAAACAAGUAUUUCAUAAGACGAAUGAGAAAAAUAUAUGUUUUUUAAUUUCAAAAUUAAUGUCUGGGUCAACUUUCAUAAUUUCAUAAGGGAUAUUCAUUUUCAUAAGAGAUCUUGAAAGUCUUUUACUGUCUGAGGUUUUUUUUCCCCCAGGACAUUUGCUAGGAAUAAUAAUGUUUUUAAUCUAUUUGUGCAACACUAUUUAUAGUGUCUUGCAAAAUUGCUCAUACAUAAUAAUCACCAGUUUUUCCAAAUGGAGGCCAUGUUUAGGUGCUAGGGAAGCUCACCCUUUACACAGAAGGCUGAGAAAAUGUCACAGACAAAACAGACGUCAAAGUGUGAUGUAAUCCUACAGCAAAGGAAAAGGAAUCCAAUUCAUAGUCUAAGCCUUUCAAUGUAUUCUUAGGGGUCAGAUUUUAAUGAAUAUUUUACCCACAAUAACUGCCUAUUUUGUUAUAAUAAAAAAUAUAUAUAUAAAUAUAUAUAAGACUUUCUUUAAACUCUGUAACUAUGGGAAUUAUUUUCAUUACAUAGUUGCACACAAACAUAUAUAUAUAUUUAAAAUAUAUUUUUUCUUUUGCCACCUACUCUUUAACUUUUUGUUUGGUUUUUAAAUUAAAUAUUAAUUGAUCAGACUUUAUCUUCCUUAAUCAUGUGAACUGAAAACAGGGGUAUGGUGGUUAUGAAGAGAAACCUUUAGGGAAAUUAGGUUACAAGUAAAAGUAUAAGCAUGUUCUCCUCUUUUCUACAAAAGUUUUCAAAUGGUUCCUUGUUUGUUUUUCGUUUCUGUCUUUUGUUCCUGUUCUUGCGGUUGGGUUUGUUCCGCUGCCUCUCCUUCAGGUUCUCCUCCUUUCGUGGCUAGGAAAAUAGGCAAGCGUUUGCCCCUGUGCGUCCCCUCCGUCUGCAGAGCUUCCCUGCUCAGAGCAGCCGUGCACCAGAGCCGCACGCAUCCUCGUGGUGAUCAGUUGUAAGAAACUUGAGUGAAAGGUAGAUCUAAGUUCAGAAAUCAGUUCUCUGGUCUUUCAUACUAUUCACAUUGUUUGGCUUCCCAUUGCUUUAAUGGAGUCGUUUAUUGAGUAUGUGUUUUGAACAACCUCCUCAUUACAGUUUUCUUAAAUGAGUACUAGUUUGUAAAGAAUUAUCAACAUUAUCCAUUCCACUUAUGAGAAAGAGGAGAACAGCUAAUAAACUUUAUUGUGAAACCAUA
Sorex araneus (European shrew) is the source of this 4757-nucleotide messenger RNA. It is a transcript of the gene DLG1, whose product is annotated as discs large MAGUK scaffold protein 1. The transcript has 24 exons. Gene Ontology annotation, biological process: chemical synaptic transmission; neurotransmitter receptor localization to postsynaptic specialization membrane. The record is from RefSeq and is a predicted model, not a curated record. Lineage: Eukaryota; Metazoa; Chordata; Mammalia; Eulipotyphla; Soricidae. Gene Ontology annotation, cellular component: neuron projection; neuromuscular junction; postsynaptic density membrane. The coding region runs from base 535 to 3063 and encodes 842 amino acids. Gene Ontology annotation, molecular function: kinase binding.